Molecule: messenger RNA, 864 nt
Organism: Linderina pennispora
Lineage: Eukaryota; Fungi; Kickxellomycota; Kickxellomycetes; Kickxellales; Kickxellaceae
Exons: 2
Coding region: 1-864 (287 amino acids)
Biological process (GO): positive regulation of DNA-templated transcription, elongation; mRNA export from nucleus
Cellular component (GO): THO complex part of transcription export complex
Molecular function (GO): mRNA binding
Source: RefSeq, a predicted model, not a curated record
AUGGAACCUAUUGCAGCUACUGAACCAGUGCCUGCCGUUGACAUUGCAAUUGUGGACAACCUGGCUGCAACAAUAAGCGCCGUAAUUAAGCCACAGCCCGAGUCGGUCAUCGAUGCAACAGCGCACAAAAUCAACGCCCUAUGCGACCAGAUUGAGGAGCUCGCCAACACUAUUGUCAGCAGCUGCCAGCAAGACCGCGUCGAGGACAUUGGCGACCACCACAGCCUCUUGCAGGCAAGCACCGGCGCGUUUUCGCGGCUGCGCUCACUCAAUCGUACGCUCUACGAAGAGCAGACGUCGGUUGGUAGUAAGGUCAAUGGGCUGAAGACCAAGGUGGACAGGCUGGCGCUGGACCUGGAGAAUGUUCGGCGCGAGCAGACGUUCAUCCAUAGAGAGAUUACAUCGACGCAAAAGCUGGAGACCAUUUACCAGAACAUUCCGAUCAUUUCAGAAGACGAGUUUAGGGAGACUGCGCCUGAGGAGUUCCUGAAGGACACGGAAAAUCCACACACGCUGAUGCUCAACCGACUGAGGCUGAUGGAGGAGAAGAAGAAGGUCAAGGCCGUGCGCGAUGAGCUGAGAGUCGGCAAGCGCAAGCGCAACGACCACCUUGAGGAAAUCGAUAGCCAGCUGCGCAAGCAUGUCGGCGGUAUCAUCAAGCUCAGCAAGAAGCUCUGUGGUGAAACGACCCAGAAACCCGAGGACGAGUCCCAGCCCACUCCUGGCAGCGCUACUGAGGAGGGCGAAGAGGGCGAAGAGGGCGAAGAGGGCGAGGACGAUACGGAGCAUGAGGCAAAGCGCAGCCACAUAGCGCAGAGUAUCCGGGACACUGACCCAUCGCGCAUUGGCACUCCUCGGAUUUAG